Messenger RNA from Drepanopeziza brunnea f. sp. 'multigermtubi' MB_m1, 1584 nucleotides. RefSeq lists its product as uncharacterized. NCBI's taxonomy places the organism in Eukaryota, Fungi, Ascomycota, Leotiomycetes, Helotiales, Drepanopezizaceae. Gene Ontology annotation, biological process: intracellular signal transduction. The record is from RefSeq and is a predicted model, not a curated record.
AUGCACCAGACUUCCUCGCGCUUAUUGCGCAUGACGCAUGAUGAUAGGCCGUUCACCAGGGAUUUCAAGGACUUGUUCGCAACCUUGGUGGUCAGCCUGCCGCUCGGUCCGCACCGGGUACGCCUGUCGCGGGUUGAGCACUCGUUCCUCUCCGAAGAGGCCAUCAACAAUCUAGGCUCCCUGAAAUUCUCCCAAUCCAACCGGAUGCCAGAUCCCAAGGAUCCGUCCCGCAUAGUGACCACCACGACCACGACCACCUUCACCAUGGCGCGGGAGAUGGCGCGAUCGGUGUGCCAGCGAUUCUUGGAGGCCCGCUUCAUUGAGUCGGCCGAUGGCAAGCACCUGAAGGACUACACCUUGAAGGGCACGGUCUGGCAGUUGACCCCCAAGGGGAUCCAUCUGCUGGAGAGGUUCUGCGCCAAGAACGGAAUCCAGCAGAAGCACAUUACCGAACUCGUCAACUCGGCCCGGAACACCAUGCAGCUGGUCAUCCUCGAGCGCGAGUCGCCGGACGAUACGCUCUCGAUCGACCGUGGCACCAUUGAGGUCAUCUUCCGCCGAUUCGUGGGCCAGAAUGGUCCGAACGUCAAGAGCAGCAUCAGUUCGGCCGACUCGGAUUCCCUGAAUGAGUACAAGGACGGCAUGGCGGGGGUCAGAAUGGCCGCCGAGCGCAAGAUCGGCUCACCCCCGCGCACCUAUACCCAGACCUUCACCGGCAAGGCCGCCACGGACUGGUUGAUGGACUGCUGCACGACCGUGGAUCGCCGAGAGACGAACAUGAUCGCGUCGCUGUUUCUGGAGCAAGAAUUCAUCUGGUGCGUUCAGCAAGACAAGUCGUAUCUCCAGCACAUGCACGCACAGGAACGAGAGAAGUGGGGAACCAUCUUCCAGCCGACGAAACAUGCCAUCUUUCAGAUGACACAGAAGGGCAAGGAUGUCAUCAGUAUGACAUCGAGGGAGCGCAUCUCGGAGAGUGGCGGCGAGCCGUCGACCUGCCCGGCUGCCCGACCCGGCGUGGGUCGCGACUCCAACACGCAGAAACUCGACAAGAUCCUGAACGACGCCUCGCUCCGACUGCUGUUCCGAGAGAACCUGCGGGAUACGCACUGUGAGGAGAACCUGUCUUUCUACCUGGAUGUGGACGAGUUCCUCAAGGCGUGUAAGCUUGCGAUCAAGGCCAGUGCGUCUUCCUCCCGAGCCGGCAGCUCGGCGAGUACGUCCGCGGCCGCGCUCGACUCGGUCAAGGAGACCAUGGCGUCGGCGUACGGAAUCUACAACGCCUUCCUGGCACCCGGCUCGCCUUGCGAGCUCAACAUUGACCAUCUCCUGCGGAACCAGCUGGCGACCCGGAUGACCAAAGCGGUUGGCCAGGACUCGGCCAUGAUUGAGAGCCUCAAGGAGGUGACCAAGCUCUUCGAGGAAGCGCAGCUGUCCGUCUUCAAGCUCAUGGCCAGUGACUCGGUUCCCAAAUUCAUGAAGAGCUCCAAGUACGAACAGAUUCUCCGGACUUACGACUUUGAUUCCAUCGCUCCGCGAAACCCCAUGGUCUUACCUGAACGUAGCAUGAGCAGGUCCCACCGCUAA